Messenger RNA from Thyridium curvatum, 1407 nucleotides. RefSeq lists its product as uncharacterized. The coding region runs from base 1 to 1407 and encodes 468 amino acids. The transcript has 2 exons. Gene Ontology annotation, cellular component: mitochondrion. Gene Ontology annotation, molecular function: pyridoxal phosphate binding. The record is from RefSeq and is a predicted model, not a curated record. Gene Ontology annotation, biological process: GABA catabolic process. Lineage: Eukaryota; Fungi; Ascomycota; Sordariomycetes; Thyridiales; Thyridiaceae.
AUGUCUGCGCGGCCGACCAGCGAGCCCGCGGGGCCUUCCGUCAAGACCGAGUUCCCCGGCCCGGAGACCAAGAAGCACCUCGAGAAGAUCCACGAGGUGUUUGACAGCCGGAACGCAUUCCUGGUCUGCGACUACACCAAGAGCUUCGGCAACUAUCUCGUUGAUACCGAUGGCAACACCCUGCUGGACGUAUACUCCCAGAUCGCGUCCAUCCCCCUGGGCUACAACAACCCCGCACUGAUCAAGACGGCAUCGAGCGAGGAGAUGCUGGACGCCCUCGUCAACCGGCCGACGCUCGGUGCUUUCCCCUCCCACAACUGGUCCGAGGUCAUCUCGACCGGAAUCCUGCGGGUCGCCCCCAAGGGCCUGGACAAGGUCUUCACCGCCAUGGCCGGAUCCGACGCAAACGAGCUGGCCUUCAAGGCCGCAUUCAUGUACCGCCGGCAGCACGAGCGCGGCGGGCCCCACGUCGAGUUCACCGACGAGGAGAUCGAGUCCUGCAUGAACAACCAGUUGCCGGGCUCCCCGCAGCUGAGCAUUCUCAGCUUCCGCAACUCCUUCCACGGCCGCCUCUUCGGCUCGCUGUCCUGCACGCGCAGCAAGGCGAUCCACAAGCUCGACAUCCCCGCCUUUGACUGGCCCCAGGCCACCUUCCCGCAGCUCAAGUACCCGCUCGAGGAGCACGAGGCGGAGAACGCCGCGGCCGAGCAGGCGUCGCUCGACGAGGUGGAGCACCUGAUCAAGACCUGGCGCCUGCCCCCCGUCGCCGUGAUCGUCGAGCCCAUCCAGGCCGAGGGCGGCGACAACCACGCCUCCCCGGCCUUCUUCCAGAAGCUCCGCGCCCUGACCAAGAAGCACAACGUCCUGCUCAUCGCGGACGAGGUGCAGACCGGCGUCGGCUCCACCGGCAAGUUCUGGGCCCACGAGCACUGGAACCUGCCCGCCGACUCCCCGCCCGACAUGGUCACCUUCGCCAAGAAGGCCCAGACGGCCGGCUACUACUACGGCAACCCCGAGCUGCGGCCGAACAAGGCCUGGCGCCAGUUCAACACCUGGAUGGGCGACCCUGCCCGUGCCAUCCUGUUCCGCGGCAUUAUCGACGAGAUCGAGCGGCUGGACUUGGUCAACCAGACCGCGCGGGUGGGCAAGUACCUGUUUGGCAAGCUGGAGGUCCUGGCCAAGAAGUACCCGCAGGACAUCACGAACCUGAGAGGCAAGGACAGGGGCACUUUCAUUGCGUUCGACAGCCCCAAGAGGGAUGCGUUCAUCAAGAAGUCUAAGGACAUGGGUGUGAACAUGGGCGGCUGUGGUGUUAACGGAGUGCGUCUGCGGCCGAUGCUUAUCUUCGAGGAGAAGCAUGCCGAUAUCCUGAUUGAUCGGCUGGAGAAGAUCAUCAAUGCAAUCUAG